AACUUGAAAACGGAGGAUAUCAAAGAGCAAUGGGAACAUCGGGAUGGUGAUAAAGUGCAUGGUGGUUACUUGUUGAAGGAAGCUGAUGGCACCACUCGUGUCGUCAACUAUCAUGCCGAUGAUCAUAGUGGCUUCCAUGCUGAUGUCAAAACAAUUGGUCAUGCUGAACAUCCUCAAACUCAUCACAAGCACCACGAAAAGCAUGAUCAUGAGCAUCACGAAGAGCAUGCCACCCAUCAUGUUGAACACGAUUAUCAUCAUUCUGUUCCCACCCAUCAUGAUGAAAAGGAACAUAUCGUGAAAUACGCCAAUCAUGUGCAACAUGAUGAUCAUCACAAUGCCCACGAUCGCGAUGACCAUCAUGCCACCCACCAUGUUGAACGCGAUCAUCAUCAUUCUAUCCCCUCCCAUCACGAAGAAAAGGAACAUAUUAUAAAAUAUGCCAAUCAUGUGGAACAUGAUGAUCAUCACUAUAUAUUAUCACGAUGA
Molecule: messenger RNA, 489 nt
Organism: Musca vetustissima
Lineage: Eukaryota; Metazoa; Arthropoda; Insecta; Diptera; Muscidae
Product: histidine-rich glycoprotein-like
Exons: 2
Cellular component (GO): extracellular matrix
Source: RefSeq, a predicted model, not a curated record